AUGGGAAAUUCCAGUAUCCUACCAAUUAGUCAAAACUAUCAUCAUGGAGAAGGCACUAAUAUAUCUUCUGGGGCCUUCCAGGAUAAUCCUGAUGAAAGAAGGCUCACAAGUAACCAUGAUGUUUUACUAAAUCAAUUCUCGGCUCAACCUUCAGGGGCAUUAGAUCAAAAAGGUUCUGUGAAGUUCUCAAGUAUGGCUGUUGUUUCAGCAUCUACUCCAAGGACACGUAGCAGCCCCAAGAAUAAGGAGCAAAAGACAACUGAAAAGGUCCCUUCAAACAACUUUCCUUCAAUUUUUAAAAGCCUGUUAUCAACUGGUAUACUUGAUGGAGUUCCUGUGAAGUAUGUUUCAUGGUCAAGGGAGGUGAGUUCUGAUAUUCUUGUCUUCCACUCUAUUCAAGGGUUUUUUCCUUAA
This is a messenger RNA of Fraxinus pennsylvanica, 414 nucleotides long. NCBI's taxonomy places the organism in Eukaryota, Viridiplantae, Streptophyta, Magnoliopsida, Lamiales, Oleaceae. The record is from the annotation of a GenBank genome assembly.